AUGAACUCCAAAUCUGUUUUCGCGUGGCUUCUAAUGCUUGUUCUCGGAUUUGUCGCCAGUCAACCGUUGUCUGGACUCGAGAAACAAUUGCUCUACAUGUUCGAGGAUCCGGAAGAGUUCGAAUUUAUCAACAAACGGUCUCCACUGCUCAGCCUCGUCGGAUCGAACGUCCGCUUCACCGAGCCAUUCCGGAAUCGUGUUCUCAACAAAAAGAAGAUUCGAUCAGUGACUCCAGUUGACACUGAUUACAGACAACAGCCUCGCUUCUUCCAGUAA
This is a messenger RNA of Caenorhabditis remanei, 276 nucleotides long. RefSeq lists its product as uncharacterized. The transcript is spliced from 2 exons. The record is from RefSeq and is a predicted model, not a curated record. Lineage: Eukaryota; Metazoa; Nematoda; Chromadorea; Rhabditida; Rhabditidae. Bases 1 to 276 code for a protein of 91 amino acids.